Oncorhynchus mykiss (rainbow trout) is the source of this 7750-nucleotide messenger RNA. It is a transcript of the gene arid3a, whose product is annotated as AT-rich interaction domain 3A. Gene Ontology annotation, cellular component: nucleus. The record is from RefSeq and is a predicted model, not a curated record. Gene Ontology annotation, molecular function: DNA binding. Gene Ontology annotation, biological process: regulation of transcription by RNA polymerase II. NCBI's taxonomy places the organism in Eukaryota, Metazoa, Chordata, Actinopteri, Salmoniformes, Salmonidae.
CGCCUUAAAUUAGUCAAGAUACAAUGUAACCUGUGAAUCAAGCCAUACAUUGAAAUCGGAUUAGAUGUGUGCAACGUAAUAGAAAUACCACAAUCAAUUGAUAUCAGUUUACUACUAUAUAUGAAAUAUACAAUCGUUAACCUCCAGAACGCAUUAGAUUCAGGAGGAAAUCAGGAAUAUUUCUUCCGGUUCCCAAGAAUGCAAAAAUAAAACGGAAGCUGAUUUGGCCCUGGUAAAGCCAUUACGGUGUGGUUCACAUAGAGAUUUCCACCACUUCAGCCGCUAGUGCCUAAGUACGGCGCUCACAGGGACUCCCCACUGGCCUUCCCUUCCCUGCACAGAGAAACAGUACUAGAGACUUCUGGCUCGGGAGCUGUGGACAGUGUCCGAGUGAAUGUUACAUUGCUCUAAGAACCCCUCCCGCUCUUCGAGGACCUAACUUACCUACCCAUCAAGAGAGCGCUCCUGCCGCUGAGUUAGCUGGUCAGGCAUUUCAUCCAGCCCCUCAGCAUCAGGACUUAGUGAGGCGGCAGCCCCCACCAGCCCCUGUGUCUGGAGCUAUUCAGGGGGAGGAGGGGAAGGAGACCCCCGGCCGGUGCAUCACUUUCCCUUGAGAUGAAGCUUCAAGCCGUGAUGGAGAACCUGCACAGGCAGCAGAGGGCCAAGUUGCUGAUGGAACUGGAGCAACAGCAGCUGCAGCAGGACGGCUCUCCGCAGGGUCACGGCCGGACCACCGCUGGCGUUGGGGACCAGCUGAUGGGAAGCCCCGCCCCGGAGUCAGAGCACGCCCAGAUGGCGGCCUUGGCAGCCAUGAGGGCGGUGGCGGCCGGGCUGCAGAGGGCCUCAGACAGCCCCAUGUCAGAGCGCAGCAGCGGGGGAGAGGACGAGGAAGAAGAGGAUGAUGACGAGGAGGAGGAAGGGGAGCAGUACAAAGAUAUGAUGGGCUCUGAGGAAGAGGAGAUGAUAAAGCAGAAGUGGGAUGAGGAGGACUUUGAGGGGGAGAUGGAGGAGGACUAUGAGGACGAGCUGGUGGACGAGGGGCUUCCCACGGGCCGGGAGGCGCUGGCCCUGCUGCUGCCCCACCGCCAGCUGCAUGCCCACUCCCAGCUGCUGAAGCAGGCCCGGCCCCGCACCGGGACCCGCUCAGACCAGGAGCCCAGAGUGGCCAUCCUCCCCCCACACGGAUCCCACAGCCAGCUGGGCGGCCAGGACCACGGAGACUGGACUUACGAAGAGCAGUUUAGACAGCUCUACGAACUAGAUGGAGACCCAAAGAGAAAAGAGUUUCUGGAUGACCUAUUCAGCUUCAUGCAAAAGAGAGGAACCCCUGUGAACAGGAUCCCCAUCAUGGCCAAGCAGGUCCUAGACCUGUACAUGCUGUACCAGCUGGUGACAGAGAAGGGAGGCCUGGUGGAGGUCAUCAACAAGAAGCUGUGGAGAGAGAUCACUAAAGGACUCAACCUGCCUACCUCAAUUACCAGUGCAGCCUUUACUCUCAGGACACAGUACAUGAAGUACCUGUAUCCAUACGAAUGUGACAAGAGGAGCCUCAGCAACCCCAACGAGCUCCAGGCAGCUAUCGACUGUAACCGACGGGAGGGCCGCCGGCAGAGCUUCGGCAGCUCACUCUUCACCUACUCCCCCAAUGGGACCCCCACCAUGCUGUCCUCCCCCAAGAUGUCCAUGCAGAACAUGGGGAUGAACGUGGCCACCAACGGAGGCCACUCUCUCACUCCCAUCCAAAAAAUCAAGAAAGAAGAGGAGGGUGACCAGCCUGUGUCCGGCUUGGGCUUCAUGUCCAGGCACCCUCUGGUUGGUAAUUCGGUGGCGGUGCAGGCAGCAGCGGCCCAGUUAGCGGCUCUAGAGCAGCUGAGGGACAGACUGGAGGCAGGUGAGCCCCCGGAGAAGAAGAUUGCCCUACCUGCUGAGAAGCACCAGCGGCUGCUGCAGAGAGCGCUGCAGCACAAUCUGCUGGCCAGGACUGCCCAGAUGCCCAUGAACAUCCGCAUCAACAACCAAGAUGGCCGACAGGACUCAGCUCUCAAUCUCACAACUAAUGGCAUGAGCAGCAUCAGUAUGUCAGUGGAACUCAAUGGAGUCAUGUACACCGGUGUGCUUUUUGCUCAGGCAGCAGGAUCAGCCUCGUCAGGCCCCUCUGGAUCAUCAAGUAACAGCAAAGCCCCUGGUGGGCACAGUGGAUCCUAGUGGCUCCCCUACACACCUACCUCAUCCACCUAUCUUUGAUGCUAACUAAAGCCAAAAAUAAACCUCGUUUUCACUUAGCCUAUGCCAAAAAAAUACAUAUAUAUGGCGAGACAAACUGAAACUCAGACCACUUGAAGUACACUCUCAGGUCCUCUCAUAUAUUCUUCCCUCUUUUGUUCUUUAGCCUAAAUAAGUUUGAAUAACCCAACAAGGAGCCAGUAUAUGAUAGAUAUUUGCACAGCCUAUGAAUAAUUUAUUUCUACAUAAAUGUACAGAUUAUCUGAGAACAAAAGAAAAAGAAUACAUUGGAAGGGUAAUGCACUGUUUAAACAUUUAACACAGCUACUGACUGACAAUGAAGCUUUUUCUCAAGAGGAAAAAUAAGUUGUUUGUAACAUUAUCAUUCUCCUCAUUGUUAUUAUUAUUAUUAUUAUUAUUAUCAUCAUCAUCACUAACAAUAUACUCAUUGCAAAAAAUAUAUAUUUAGGAUUCUAUAAAGCAGAACAUUUGACAUUUCUUGUAUUUUAAGUAGAAAAGCUUUAAAGUAUGUUAGUUCUUCAGGGUAUAACAAAGUACCAUUGUGACCUCAUGUUAUAGAAUUCCUCUUUUACAUUUGCAUGAUGCAGUCAGAAACAAAUCAAUCUUUGCUGAGAUUUUCUAUUAAUUGCUCAGACACAGGUUUUGUCUUGCAUUUUUUUCUAGUAGAAGUCAACAGGCAUUCUUAAUGCUCAUUGGGCUUUAGAAUAUGUGCAGGUUUUUCUCAGGUGUCCGCCAGAUUGCUGUGAAACAAUAACAUUGUAUUUAACUGCUAUAUGUUUCUGUCAUAGCCACACAUUAUACAAAUGUAUUUCCUGGUUUGAGUGUUUGUUUCUCUCAUGACACAUUUCAACCAUAUUUUUUUGAUUUUCAUGUAGAAUUUAGUUUUCUAUCAAGUUGUCUCAUCAAUUACCCAGGGUACUCAGUCCUUUUAUAAGAAGUGGGAUCAUCUUCACUCUACGUAAAGCUUUUAGUUUAAAGGUUGAUCACUCUGAGACGACACAGAGUAGGGGAUUGAUAUGUGCAGGAAUUCUUAGCUCUGCCAUUGUGAGCCUUUAAAACUGAGGUUUGGGGCUGAAAGUGACUCUUUUUAAAAGCUUGUCAUCAUAAUGUCUCGAGUGCCUACACCUUGAUAUGUGAAAUCUUCAUAACGACAAGGCAUUAAUGAAUUUAGCUACAUGCUUGCAUUAUAUAGUGCUGCUUAUAUCCAAGUGCUUCUUAUAUUCACAGCUAUACCAUUAUCUUCAAUCUGUUGAGGAGUCAGAGGAGGCCAGUUUAAUGGCAAUAGAAGAUGUUACAGAGAAUAUUGUGGGAUUGACUGAUAUCUGUUUCAUCUGCUGGCAUUUGCUUUACUUAAUUUCAGUUAUCAGAAGUACCGUUUUUUUUUUUGUAUAUAACACAGUUGCAUAGUAAUCAUGCUCCUGUAGCAACAGAACAAUGGUUAUUCUAUUAAACAAUUUCCACUGAAACGUAUGAAGGAGUCUGUCCUCUCCAGCUAGACACUGGAGGGUAAAGCUCUCUCAGAGAAUGAUAAAAGUAAUAGCCAAUUAUUAUCCCAAUAAAUGGCUAAUGAUAACAUAGAGCUGUGUUAUGGUUUAAAGGAUGGGUGGAAUCACCCAAUCAAUUCCUGACUUUGGGUCAGCACGGAUCUUCAAUUUGAUAUUUUUACCACUUUGUCCCCAAGGCAAGCAUUCCCAUCCGAGCAUCUUCUCAUUUAAAUUUUUUUUAUCAGAUAUCCAUUGAUUUGCAGCUCUCAGAGAUAUUUGCAUUUUAACUGCUAAGGUGCAUUCAUCUUAAGAUAGCUAGCUGGGAUAACCACAUAUCACAGUAAGUAUUUUUCCUAAACAAAGUAGCUAUCAGCAAAGUCAGAGCUAGCAAGGGGGAAAAAAGUAAAGUGUUUCAGAUGUUUGCAGAAGAUGGGCAGGGACUCUGCUGUCCUAGCUUCAGGGAGAAGCUUGUUCCACCAUUGGGGUGCCAGGACAGAGAAGAGCUUGGACUGGGCUGAGCGGGAGCUGCCCUUCUGUAGGGGUGGGAGGGCCAAGAGACCAAAGGUGGCAGAAUGGCAUGCUCAGGUUGGGGUGCAUGGUUUGAACAUAGCCUGAAGGUAGAGAGGGGUAGUUCCUGUUGCUGCUCUGUAGGUAAAUACCAUUAUCUUGUAGUGAGCUGCGACUGGAAGCCAAUGGAGUGUGCUGAGGAGUGGAGUGACAUUGGAGAACUUGCAAAGGUUGAACACCAGGCAGACUGCAGCGUUCUGGAUAAGUUGCAGGGGUUUGAUGGCACACGCAGGGAGCCCAGCCAACAGCGAGUUGCAGUGUUCCAGAUGGGAGAUGACAAGUGCCUGGAUUAAGACCUGCACCGCUUCCUGUGUGAGGUAGGGUCAUACUCUGUUGUAGAGCAUGAACCUGCAGGAGCGAGUCACUGCUUUGAUGUUUGCAGAGAAAGACAGCAUGUUGACCAGUGUCGUGCCAAGGUUCUUUGCACUAUGGGAGGGGGGGACACCAUGGAGUUGUCAACUGGGAUGGACAGGUCUUGGGAGUGGGCAGACCUUCACCAGGAGGAAGAGCAGCUCCAUCUUGUUGAGCUUGUGGUGGUAGGCCGAAAUCCAAGCUUAGAUAUCUGCCAAGCAGCCAGAGAUGUGUGUUGCCACCUAGGUGUCAGAAGGGGAGAAGGAAAUAGUAGUUGAUUGUCAUCUGCAUAGCAAUGAGGUAGAGACCAUGUGAGGAUAUGACGGAGCUGAGUGAGAUAGAAGAGGAGAGGGCCUAGAACAGAGCCCUGGGUCAUGCCAGUAGUGAGAGUAUAUGGUGCUGACACAGAUCCUCUCCACGUCACCUGGUAAGAGCAGCCUGCCAGGUAAGAAGCAGUCCCAAGAGUUUGAGAAGCACAGCCCUGAGAGGGUGGAGAGGAGAAUCUGACGGAAGGCAGUUUCUGUAUCUUCAAGAAACCGCAUAGAUUCACACUCAGUACUUUUCAGAAUCCUCAGGGAAGGUCGGUUUUGACAAUAAGGAGAUGUUACACACAUUGUAUACCUCAUGGUCUUUUUUCCUGCAGAUCCAUUUGACCUCAAUGUAGGGCCUGCCUCUACCUCAAGUCUAUGCUUUGACCAAAUCUCUUGUAAGACCAUUUCCCUUUACACAGUAAAUAAUCCAAAAUGGUUGGAAGGAUAGAUUAUUGCAGACAAUCGUCUAACGCAAGAGGGGAGCAAAGUACACUUCAAUCCGGCCCGCCCUUUUUUCUUCCCAAUUGGUAGUUACAGUCUUGUCCCAUCGCUGCAACUCUCGUACAGACUCAGGAGAGGCGAAGGUCGAGAGCCGUGCGUCCUCCAAAACACGACCCAGCCAAGCCGCACUGCUUCUUGACACAAUGCCCGCUUAACCCGGAAGCCAGCCGCACCAAUGUCUGGGCCCGCCACAGGAGUCGCUAGAGCGUGAUGGUACAAGGACAUCCUGGCCUGCCAAACCUUCUCUUAACCCGGACGACACGUGGCCAAUUAUAUGCCGCCUCAUGGGUCUCCCAGUCACGGCCAGCUGUGACACAGCCUGGGAUCGAACCUGGGUCUGUAGUGACGCCUCGAACACUGCGAUGCAGUGCCUUAGACCGCUGCGCCACUCGGGAGGCCCCACAAAUUGAUUUUAACAAACAAUUGGUCCGCCCAAAAAUGCGGCCCUUCGUUGAAUUUCAAAAUCCCAAUGUGGCCCUCAAGGCAAAAAGUUUGCCCACUCCUGGUCUAACGCCUUUAAUAAUUUCUUUAUUAUAAUUGAUGACAAUCCCUUUGGAUUGUUUUGGCAACAUGCAAUGGAGACCAGGGAAGCCUCUAUCAGCAAUACUGACUUCAUGCCUUGGUGAUUCUACCCCCUAGUGGAUUUAUUUCUUAAAGCACACAAUCAGAUACAGUUUGGGAUGCAUAGCGUGUUUAUAGCUUCCGUGGUAGGCCUAAUCUUUGCCUUUCCUGUUUUAUAUUUGAUUGCAAGGCCCAUAGUUUAGAUUUCAACUUGAUUUUGAGGAGAAUUCUAUCAUUUCUUGAUCUCAACAGAAGUUAGGAGACCUACUUACCAUGGAAGAGGCUUGCUUAUAGAUUUCUAUUCUAUAUCCUUUAGAUUUUAGAGAGAUUCUCAUCAGAAUCUUUCCAUGAAUGUUCAGCCUUAAGACAUUAUACGACAUACCACUUGCUUUAGCUAUCUGUUUGGCAGAUUGUACAUGGCUGGGACAACCAAAACAUGUGUGAAGAUGAAAUAAAAUACAAUGUUAUCGUGAAUGAAAAUAUAUAGUUCUAUUUACAGGUUAAUUCAUAGAAGCAUUGUCACAGCAUAAGAAAUCUUGUAAUUAUAGCACUUCUGAAAAGUAAUUAUACACUUCUGAAAAUUCUUUGGAUGGCUCUAGAUUAUAUUACUUUGUUUUUACAUUGAAGUUUUCUUUAAAAAAAUAUGAUAUAGCAACAUAGCACAGACAUUACAUUUACAGCUGAUGACAUGUAUUAUCAUGAUAUUAAUAACAAUAGUUAUUGUGACGACUCCUGUACUGGGUGAUUUGGGGAAGUGCUAGGUUGGCACACUGGCCUUGGUUUUGUUAACUAUUUUGUUGUCAUGUGUAGUAUUUGGAAAUGUAGAAUAUAAAUGAGGAUUUGUUCUUCUACUUCUCAGGAAUAUACUUCUACCUCCAGUUUUUAUGGAUGUAUCCCUGCUAGGGCUAAAGUUACAGGUUAGUGUGUGCACAUGGUGUUGCGCUUUGUAUUUCUCUCUUUCUCUUCAUUGGUGUUACAGAUUAUUUUUCAUGUAGCACUUUUGCAUUUUGGUCGGUGUUACACCUAGGCAACAAACUGCUAUAUUGAAACACUAUUGCUGCAGCCUACAACUACUUCUUAUAGAUACAGGCACAAAAGUAUUUUUCAGUCCGUUUUGUGCAUGUGCGAUAUUUUUUCUCAUUAUUCUCUAUGAUGAACCUUUUUUCCACUGAAUGGGAUGUUUCCCAAAAUACAAGGAAACAAGUGAAGUUGAGGGGUGGCAUUUUGUGCCUCUUCAGUGACCAGUUUUUAGGUGUAGUGCCCAAACAACAGAUCAACAACACGCUUUUUAGAACGUGUGAUCUCUUUUUAAUGCUUUUUUCUGAGGGGUGAAGAACGGUUCUUGCCUAUUUAAUCAAUGUGUUUGUGUGAAUACAUUCAUUUUGGAUUUAAAUAAAUAUAAAUUUUUCCUAGAAUGUCAGCUGAGGUUUUACACCACAAUUGCAUUGAUAAAUACUUCAGCACAAAGAGAUGAAUGUUUCAGAGUUUCUUUAGAACAGAUUACAUUGAAUGUUGGUAUCAACUGAAUGGCAUGGUUAAACUUGGAAAGAUUACAUUCUAUAUCUUUAAACACAUUUGUAAAUUGUUAUCCAUCAGCCUUUACAUUGGAAAAGUUUAAGACAUAAUUUAUCUGAUGAAGGCCUAUCUGCAUGGAUUUUAAAUGGGGGGAAAAACACAAGUAUACAAUCUUAAAUAAAAUGGGUGUGUUUUAUUGUAUUUUGUAUUGAACCU